This is a messenger RNA of Aspergillus luchuensis, 648 nucleotides long. RefSeq names its product carbonic anhydrase. Gene Ontology annotation, biological process: cellular response to oxidative stress; cellular response to carbon dioxide; carbon utilization. The record is from RefSeq and is a predicted model, not a curated record. The transcript has 2 exons. Gene Ontology annotation, cellular component: cytoplasm. The coding region runs from base 1 to 648 and encodes 215 amino acids. NCBI's taxonomy places the organism in Eukaryota, Fungi, Ascomycota, Eurotiomycetes, Eurotiales, Aspergillaceae. Gene Ontology annotation, molecular function: carbonate dehydratase activity; zinc ion binding.
AUGGCGUCCACUGGCACAGACCGCUUCACCUCUGCUCUGCAUCAGAACAAAGACUGGGCAGCACAGAUCUCCAAGGAAGACCCCUCACUGUUCCCAACGCUCGCGAACGGCCAGCAGCCCGAGAUCCUCUGGAUCGGCUGCUCCGAUUCCCGAUGCCCCGAAACCACUCUUCUUGGUCUUAAGCCGGGCGAUGUCUUUGUCCACCGGAACAUCGCCAACGUCCUGCACGCCGGCGACCUCAGCUCCUCUGCCGUGAUCGAGUACGCGGUCCGUUACCUGCGCGUCAACCAUGUAGUCCUCUGUGGUCACACCAGCUGCGGUGGUGUCGCCGCGGCCCUGGGUAACAAACAGUUGGGAAUCCUGGACCCCUGGUUGCUGCCCCUGCGCCAGCUCCGGGCGAAGAACCUGGAUCUGCUGAACUCGCUGCCGGCUGACCAGGCGAACCUUAAGCUGGUCGAGCUGAAUGUCUUGGAGGGCGUCAAGCUGUUGAAGGAAAAGAGCGUGGUGUUGGAGGCGAUCCAGGAACGUGGACUGCAGGUCCAUGGGCUGAUUUAUGAUGUCGGAAGCGGUGUUCUUCGGGAGUUGGACACGGACGAGUCAGAGGAGGCGAUCAAGGCGCGGCUCACAUCGUUCAAAGUGGAUGUUUAG